This is a messenger RNA of Dentiscutata heterogama, 909 nucleotides long. NCBI's taxonomy places the organism in Eukaryota, Fungi, Glomeromycota, Glomeromycetes, Diversisporales, Gigasporaceae. The record is from the annotation of a GenBank genome assembly.
AUGUUAAAGCAACUUUGGCCAAUUGGGCAAACUUCUAAACUUGAUUAUUCCAACUAUAUUCAAGAAAAUCCGCCAUUAACUAAUGCUGAACAUCGACAAAUAGCUUUACAGUACAAAAUUAGUAACUCAACAACCCAAAAAAAAUUAUUUCAGCAACAUGGAAUCCGAUGGACCUGUCUUUUAGAAUUACCAUAUAUCGAUAUUUCUAGAUUUACUAUGAUUGACCCUAUGCACAAUAUAUUCUUAGGUACAAGUAAGCAUAUAGUGCAAUAUGCAUGGAUGAAUAACAAUUUACCAAAACUUGGUUCUAGUUUAUUCAACAUAUUUUUAUACCAAUUUCUUGAUGAGGCUGAUCGGCGAUGUUGGCAAGUAUUUGUUACUUCAGUAUUGAUAUGGAGCCAGAGAAUUAUAACAGAAGCUGAAAUUGAAGCUGGUCACACAGCUAUGAUAGCAUUCUUACAAUAUGCUGAACAAAUUUAUGGGAAAAUUUCUAAUUUUUUAUCAUCUUUAGAUUUGAUUGCCCAAAUUAAUGUUGAAAAAACUAGAACUUUGGGUCACUAUAAUUUUACAGUUCAAGAGGCAUUGAAUUUUAAUGCGAUAUUUGCUCUCAAACUUGGUAAAGAAAACUAUGGAUCUUUUUUUUUGCACUCUGAUUUGAAUUUGCAUGUACUUGCACAUUGGCAGCUAGAAAAUGAGAGAGUUAAUUGGCCAGGAAUAAUUAAAAUUUUUAUUGAACACCAAGUAACUUUGCCAAAUUCAAAAACUCCAACUAGCCAUUAUCUUGCUAUUGUUGAUUGGUAUAGAAGAGAUUCACAAAAACAAAGCUAUUUUUAUGUAAAAUCACAUGAUAAAUUAUUCAAAAAUAUAUUAUCUACAAAUGCUGAUGGAACUUACCAUGCAGAAUUGUGA